Molecule: messenger RNA, 498 nt
Organism: Telopea speciosissima
Lineage: Eukaryota; Viridiplantae; Streptophyta; Magnoliopsida; Proteales; Proteaceae
Exons: 1
Coding region: 1-498 (165 amino acids)
Source: RefSeq, a predicted model, not a curated record
AUGGAUUGGUUAUCCGCCUAUGGUACAAAUGUAAUGUGCGUGGAAAAGCAAAUCCUACUUAGGACUAAGGAUGGGGCAGAGUUCACUUACAAGAGCAAGCGGACAAAGAUAGCCAUAUCCGCUCUCCAACCAUGGAAAUUGCUCGAUGAUGGAUGCCACGGGUAUUUGGCCACAGUAAUAGAUACUGAGGCAAAGACCAAACCAUUGGUAGAGUUAGAAGUUGUUACGGAGGUCCCCAACAUGUUCCCGGAUGACUUGACCCAACUACCACCGGACUGGGAAACAGAGUUUGGGAUUGAUUUAAUUCCCAGAGCUGCCCUUGUGUCCAAGCCACCACACAAGAUGGCACCCAUGGAGUUAAAAGAAUUACAAAUUCAACUGCAAGAUUUUUUGAAGAAAGGGCACAUUCGGCCGAGCGUAUCGGAGAGCACGUAUGCUCUUUGUGAAAAAGAAAGAUGGAAGUAUGUGCAUGUGCAUCAACUAUCAAGAGUUGAAUAA